AUGAACAAGGAGAGCAGAACGAGGAGACGAAGAGCACGAACAAUAAUGGUAUCAUCGUCAUUAUCAUCAUCUUUCUCUGUUGAUGAUGGUUUUAACAAAACGAUGAAAAGAAGAAGCAGAAGAAGGAAGAAGAGCACGCAACUCCAAUCGAUGAUUUCUCCAAUAAUAAUAACAACAACAUCAACAACAACGACGAACAGUUUAGAUCCCAUCAUCUCUAUGCUUCAAAACGCCAUCUUGGACGAACGGUCGACGGCCAUCGCCAUCGCUUCGCCUCUUUUCGCCUUGAGCGUCGUACCGUAUCUCUUGUUCCUUAAAAAUCUUUGGCGAGCGGAGACGGCGACGAGCGAACAAAGAUACGCCUUCGCGACUUUAUUGGUGUUUGUGUUGAUUUCAAUACCGGCGGAGGUGUACACUAAAGAGAGAUACGACACGGUGUUGUCGAACAUAGACUCGUUACAUUUUUUGAUUCAGUCUGCGAUUUCAUUGACGAAUUUACGGAUACUGUUAGCGUUUCGGGACGAUUUCGAUUUAACCACAUCGACAUCAUCAUCAACAACAACAACAACAACAACAACAACAACGCAACUAACGGCUGCAGAUAUUGGACGACCGGGCGCGGCUGUAGAAGCCGUCGCUGGCGUUAUUCUUUUGUCCACGGGCAUCUUGAUGGCUUUGGAUGACCGGUUGAUUGAUUUAUCCUCGAUUGAUUUCCAGGCGACGUCGGAAACCUCCGUAAAGUUCAUGGGGAGCGUGACUCUCACCAUUCAAAACUGGCGCGAUUACGCUCAAGAAUUCGACAGCUCGUUCACGAGUUUACUCAACGUCCAAGCGCCUCCCAGUAACGCUUUAUCGGUUCCCACGUGGGGCGUUCACGUUUUUUCCUUGGUCGAAUGGCUCGUCGCCAUGGGUUUCGUCUGGGACUACGGCACGCGAACGCAGCACAGAGGGUGGAAACUGUUAACGCUGGCGAUGUUGCCUUUACACGCGAGCGGGAUAUGCGCAGUCACGCAACAUUUCUUCAACAACGAUCCGAGUUUAGAAUGGUUGGUUGCGUUGCAAGGUGCGUUUACGAUGGGUGGAAAUAUCAGUUUACUUUACGCGGCGAAAGUGUUGGCAAACGAAGAGCCGAGGUUGGACGUUUUACUCUCCACAAAAGAAGAAGAAGAUGAUGAUAAAGAAAACGGGGAGACGACGGAAACGCGGAAGGAAAAGGCGCAAAUUGAAAUAUGGGACGUCGAACGACUCGGUCUCCUCUUCGAGAAGGACGACGAGUUUGCGUUUUCGUUCAAAAUCGCGCUUGUUUCCGUCGGCAUCGCCGCGUUCGUUCGAGGUGCAAGCUUAGUGUUCUCGCCUGAAUUUGAUUACAAUUCUCUCAGUAGUAGUAGUAGUAGUAAUCAUCACGACGAGUUGAACGCGUACGCGCUUCUGUUUGUGUUUAUUCCUCUGUUAAUCAACUACGUCAAAUGGCACUUACGUUUUCGAGCUGAGGAGGAAGAAAGCGCUCGGCUGAGAAUUGGAGGAGGCAGACGAUAG
This is a messenger RNA of Bathycoccus prasinos, 1536 nucleotides long. RefSeq lists its product with no specific name. The transcript has a single exon. The record is from RefSeq and is a predicted model, not a curated record. The coding region runs from base 1 to 1536 and encodes 511 amino acids. Lineage: Eukaryota; Viridiplantae; Chlorophyta; Mamiellophyceae; Mamiellales; Bathycoccaceae.